AUGUCUCCAUCCAACACUUUGACAGCAAAUCAAAGUCACCACAAGAAUGCACAACUUCGACCCACCUUGUUGGAGUUCUCAUCUCCAAGUUGGACAGCAGUUCAGAACAUACAUUUGGGUCUUCUGUGUCUGUGCUCGCUCACUCGUGGCUUUUACCCGCCCAUCCUUGGUCUGAACCCCGGCGGGGAUGCUGAUAAGAUCUGGGCUAAGACUGGACUACAAGCGUCAGUAACGCGGAGACUCUUUUGGUUGCACAGCCCAGUGAACCGCAGUGGCAACAAACACAGGCACACUCUUUCCACUUCAAUGUGGGCAGAACGAGGUCGCAUAGUCUGA
This is a messenger RNA of Protopolystoma xenopodis, 336 nucleotides long. The record is from the annotation of a GenBank genome assembly. NCBI's taxonomy places the organism in Eukaryota, Metazoa, Platyhelminthes, Monogenea, Polystomatidea, Polystomatidae.